CCCUGGAUUAUUAAUAUUAUAAUCAAAGAAUUGAAAACCCAUUUGCAAUAAUAUAUAAGCUAGGACUCUCAAUUUGAAUGAUGCAUGAACAACUACCAUCACCAAUUCACCAUGCAACUCACCUCCAACCUCUCAGCAGCAGCCAUGCAACUCGCACAUACAUCCUCCAUCUUCUUCUUCUUCUUCUCUCUACUUCUCCUCCUUGGGUCAAUCGCAACCGUCGAAUCCACCACCUCACCCAAUCCAAAAACCCCCCUUGAUGACUUCAUCAACAAAAGUUGCCAAGUGACCCUGUACCCAGACUUGUGUUACUCUUCCCUCUCCUCCUCCUACACCGGUGACCCGGAUCUCGGGAAACUAACUUAUGCUGCUAUUAACAUUAGCCAUGCUGAAGCCAUUCAUGCAGCAGAUUACGUCAUGACAUUGAGUAAUAAAAAGACUUCCACCGGAGAUGAUGAGGCAAUUUUGGAUUGCGUAGAGCUGACGGAAGAAAGUGUACAGCAGGUUCGGAAGUCGCGGAAUCAGAUGGCGACGGUUCUGAGGAGUGGAAGUAGAGCUCAGAAGAAGGAUGAGAGGGAGAAGAGGAAGAGGAGGUUUGAGAUGAGUAAUGUGCAGACGUGGAUGAGUGCGGCAAUAACUGACCAAAAUACUUGUAUAGAUGGGUUUAGCGACGACAAGGGUGGAAAAAAGGACGACGAGGAGGAGGAGGUGACUAUGAAGGUCAGGAUGGUGGUGAAGUUUAUUAGUAACGCUUUGGCGUUGGUUAAUAGUUUUGUGGAUGCUACCCUUUAGGAUGUAGUGUCUUGGGAAUGGGAUCGACUUGUUAUAUUCUUAGGGUGUCUAAGAUUGAUUCUUUUCAUCUAGAGAGGUGAUUUGUUACCCGUCUCACCCAAUUAUAUAUUGGCUCUCUUGUGUUGUUUAUUUUUCGUCUCCGUCAAACAUGUAUGUCAUGUUUACUUUCGUGUUGAUAUCACAACUAAACCAGACUAAGUUUUCUAAACGUCAAGUGGCUUGUAAUUAAAUUAGACAAAAAUUACCCAA
Spinacia oleracea (spinach) is the source of this 1041-nucleotide messenger RNA. Its product is annotated as pectinesterase inhibitor 9-like. Gene Ontology annotation, biological process: negative regulation of catalytic activity. Lineage: Eukaryota; Viridiplantae; Streptophyta; Magnoliopsida; Caryophyllales; Amaranthaceae. Gene Ontology annotation, molecular function: enzyme inhibitor activity. Bases 85 to 792 code for a protein of 235 amino acids. The transcript has a single exon. The record is from RefSeq and is a predicted model, not a curated record.